CAGAGUAAAGUCUAGUCUUCAUAAGUGUAAAGCUCAUGAAAAAUUUCUUAUACAACUCCUAGAAAGCAAAAUCAGUAACUUUAAAAAAUUUUCCAAAACUUUAUUUACUUAAACAAGUAAACAAAUCAAAACGUUUACUUUAUUUAUUUCAAGUGUUUAUUUUAGAAAAUUAAAAUUUUAUUUAAUUUUAACAAAUAUUCAUAUUUUGUAAUUUUUCUACUUUUAAAGACAACAUGAAAUUAAGUUUUAUCAAAAUUUGUAUUAUAAUUGUAUUUAUUGUUUUAAAUUGUCAAGUUUUGACAGUAGUGUUUGGAGAAACAACUUUAUCAGAAAAUAAAAAUUUAACUCACCAUGAAGAGCAUUUAAAAGAUUUAAAUGUAAGUAAAUAUAAUUCAAAAAAAUUGAAAUCUAGUAAAAGUAAUAAUGAAGAAAUGGAAAAUUCUCCUUGGUUCUUAAAUAUACCACUAUUGCCGGUAAUAGUUGCAACUUCGAAUUCAAUUCCCGAAGGUUCUUGUAAAAGACAAUUACGAUUAUAUUUUAAUCAUUUAAAAAAUGGCACAUUAUGGGCGACUGAAAUGUUCGAUUCAUCCGCUAAAUAUCCAUAUGGUGUUUUUGAUGGUUUCACUCGGCAUUUGGGAAGUUUUGAUCAGUGUGAAAGAAUUGAAACAAAAAUUAUAAAUAAUGAAGAUGGAAAAAUUGAGGAAAUACGCAGUAGAUAUUGUUUGGUGGAUGUAAAAUUUAAAGAAAAAAAUGAACCAUCAAAUUUUACUGAAGAAUACAAUCUAUUUUUUGAUUCACAAGAUUCUGCCUGGGAAGCAAUCAGAGAAAAAGGCGAUUUUCGACGGUUCAAAAGAUACUUUUUGCAAAUGGCAUUGUGUUUUCCUGCAAAAUGUCAAACAGAGGAUAUUGUGACGGCACUAAAAGAACCCUUGGAUGAAUUUAGUACAAAAUACAAUAUUAAAGUUGAAGCAUCAAUUUUACCUAUGUAUUGCUCUUCUCUUGCUUCCAAUCAAGAUGCAUUUUCUAAUUAUGAAAUAAUUUUCAGUUUAACAUUUCUUUUAAUAUUUACUAUUAUCGUCAUAAGUACCAUUAUUGACAUAAAUUCUGACGAAAAGAAUGAGCCGUCCUUAUUAAAGAAUCUACUAUUCUGUUUUUCUGCUCGCAAAAAUUGGAACAACAUUUUUAAAAUAAAUUAUGUACAUCCUGCAUUAGACUCCAUACAUUCUAUUCGAGUAAUAUUGACAGGUUUGGCUGUUAUUGCUCACAGACAAAUUCAAUACUUAUAUUCAGGAACAAUGAAUGGACGUUAUUUUGAAUGGAUAUCGUCUGAUCCCAUUUUUGGAUUACUUCACAAUUUUGGAAUUGUUGUCGAUGGAUUCUUCGGUUUGGGAGGGCUAUUACUUUCUUACGCAUUAUUGGAGACAUUGAAUAAAACAAGAAAAUUAGAUUACGUACAUUUGAUUUUAAAUCGAGUAAUGAGAUUGUUACCACUUUAUAUUUUUGUGACUUUUGGAUAUGCAACGAUUUUUCAUCGAUUUGGUUCUGGACCAUUUUGGGAAGUUGCUGUUGGUCUUAAUCGAGAUUCUUGUUCUUCUCAUUGGUGGUCAAAUUUGUUUUUCAUCAAUAAUUAUUUUAGUGGUGACAACAAGUGCGUAAUUCAGUCUUGGUAUUUAGCUGUGGAUUUUCAUUGUUUUUUAAUUGGAUUAUUGUUAAUUACUGCAUUUAACAAAAUGUCUCGUAAAAUUGGUUACAUAUUUUUAUGUUGCACCUUAAUUUUUUCUGCUGCAUUGACAUUUUAUUUUACAUAUAAUAAUGAUGCAGACCCAAUAUUAAUCUCCUAUGUCACGUUUAGAAUAGCAGAAGAAAUGGAUUAUUUUCUUAAUUAUUACGUUAAAUCUCAUUUGCGUUUGGCUGCCUAUAUUACCGGAUUAAUUUUCGGGGCUCUGUUAUAUGACUGCAAAAAAACUAGAUGGCGCAUAUCAAAGAUGUGGUCACAAAUUUUUUAUCUUAGUGCAACUUUCUUGGCUUAUACUUUAACGUGGAGUGGAACACUUUUCAUGAAUCCAAAUUUAAAAAUAAAUGCUUUCCUAAAAGCUCUUUACGCAAGUCUUCAUAGACCAAUUUUCUCCUUCUGUAUUUGUGCUAUUCCCCUUCUCUUUUCAAUUGGAGACGGUUUAGAAUUUUAUUAUAAAAUUAUAAAUAUAAAAUGGUUGCAACCUAUAUCAAGAAUAACUUUUUCAAUUUAUCUUACUCAUUAUGCGAUAUUUCUCUAUGAACUUGGAACAACAAAAACAUCAUUUACAUUUACCUUUUACAAUGGAGUAAAAUACAUUGUAGGUGAUUUUAUUUUUUCUGUCCUCCUUGGAUUAUUCUUUGCUAUUCUAAUUGAAUUUCCAUUUAGAAACUUUGGAAGCUUAAUUUUAAAAAGAUCCUCAAAAAUCAUUAAAAAAGAAGAAUAAUAAUUACAUACAUAAUAUGAAGAUAAGUCGAAAACGAUCCAAUUUAACUAAAUUUUUAUAAUGAUAUUGUUAUAUUCGCAUUGGUUUCCUUGCAUGUUCUCUUAGAUCGAAGACGCAUUAGCUUCGUAAAUAAAACAGGUUUUUAAAAUUAUUAAA
Messenger RNA from Leptopilina boulardi, 2615 nucleotides. RefSeq names its product O-acyltransferase like protein-like. Lineage: Eukaryota; Metazoa; Arthropoda; Insecta; Hymenoptera; Figitidae. Gene Ontology annotation, molecular function: acyltransferase activity, transferring groups other than amino-acyl groups. The record is from RefSeq and is a predicted model, not a curated record. Bases 234 to 2459 code for a protein of 741 amino acids. The transcript is spliced from 12 exons.